Orycteropus afer afer is the source of this 882-nucleotide messenger RNA. RefSeq names its product IgLON family member 5 (gene IGLON5). The record is from RefSeq and is a predicted model, not a curated record. The transcript has 7 exons. Gene Ontology annotation, cellular component: neuron projection. Bases 1 to 882 code for a protein of 293 amino acids. NCBI's taxonomy places the organism in Eukaryota, Metazoa, Chordata, Mammalia, Tubulidentata, Orycteropodidae.
AUGAGCGACUCCCUCUCAGACACGUGUGAUCCUGCCUUCGAGGAGCGUGUGGUCUCAGCAGGGAGGCCAACACGGCUGCUGUCCCAGAGCCUGGAGUUCAACUCUCCCGCAGACAACUACACCGUGUGUGAAGGCGACAAUGCCACCCUCAGCUGCUUCAUCGAUGAGCAUGUGACGCGCGUGGCCUGGCUGAACCGCUCCAACAUCCUGUAUGCGGGCAACGACCGCUGGACCAGUGACCCGCGGGUGCGGCUGCUCAUUAACACGCCCGAGGAGUUCUCCAUCCUCAUCACGCAGGUGGGGCUCGGCGACGAGGGCCUGUACACCUGCUCCUUCCAGACCCGCCACCAGCCGUACACCACUCAGGUCUACCUCAUCGUGCACGUCCCUGCCCGCAUUGUGAACAUCUCGUCGCCUGUGACUGUGAAUGAGGGGGGCAAUGUGAACCUGCUUUGUCUGGCCGUGGGGCGGCCGGAGCCCACAGUCACUUGGAGACAGCUCCGAGAUGGCUUCACCUCGGAGGGCGAGAUCCUGGAAAUUUCCGACAUCCAGCGCGGCCAGGCCGGCGAAUACGAGUGCGUGACUCACAAUGGGGUGAACUCCGCGCCGGACAGCCGCCGCGUGCUGGUCACGGUCAACUACCCUCCGACCAUCACGGACGUGACCAGCGCACGCACGGCCCUGGGCCGCGCCGCCCUCCUCCGCUGCGAGGCCAUGGCAGUGCCCCCCGCGGACUUCCAGUGGUACAAGGAUGACAGACUGCCCCCUGCUGUGACCCUCUCUCUUCCCUCAGGCCCAGGAUCCCUGGAAAACUCAGCCCCGAGGCCUCCAGGGCCCCUGACCCUCCUCUCUGCCCUGAGCUGGCUGUGGUGGAGGAUGUAG